AUGAAAGAAUGGAUUGAUUCAUCAAAAAUAGAAAUUAAAGUGUGUAAUGAAACAGAAAUUUGUAAUAUUAUUAAAGACUAUAUUAAAACUAUUGAAAAUCCUGCUCCUCAAUUAGAAUUAGUUAAUUUUUAUGCAAAAACAUUUGAGCUAAAUGAUAUUAAAUCAUCAUUUCCUUGGAGAGGUGCAAAAAAUUCAUUACAAAUUGAUUCAUUCAUAUAUGAAAUUCCUUUAGAUAAAGAAAACAAAGCAACUAUUUAUCUUUAUACUUCUAAACAAUUUUUUGAUAGAUAUGAUAUGUUUGCAGCAGCGGUUAUAGUAUUUUCACAGCUUUGUUUGAGACUUGGCAUCUCAUUUUUGGAAUCAAAAAACUGUUCAGUAAAAUAUACAGACACUGAUUCAAAAUUUUUCACGAUACCAGAAGAACUUUUUAUUGAAAUAAACAAAUUAUAUUCUCAUGAUAAAAAGCUUCAUGCUGAGAUGAUGAUCAAGAAAUCUAUCGAAUAUGCAAAAAUAAUAGAAGUUGAAAUAAACGAAUUUCUAAAAAAAGAAAUAAGCUUUUUAUAUAUGCGUUAG
Molecule: messenger RNA, 573 nt
Organism: Dentiscutata erythropus
Lineage: Eukaryota; Fungi; Glomeromycota; Glomeromycetes; Diversisporales; Gigasporaceae
Source: the annotation of a GenBank genome assembly